GUGUCAAUAAGUCACGUCACAUACUAAACACAUAUUUAAUAAAGUUCUCCAUGAGUUAGCCUACAUUUGUUUAGAUUUAUUUCCAAAUUAGAAAAUAUUCCCAAUUCCUGUUUUAUUUACAACCAUUCGCUUGUCACUUUGACGUUUGACAGCGAACUAUUUGAGUUUCGUUGUCUUUGACAGAUUCGGUAACUUUCAUUCCAAUGCCUUUAAAAUUGUCUCAAACGUUUUCAUAUUUGAUAAAUUCUUCUUUUCGUUUAAAUUUCGCAAGUGGUAGUUUUGUUUUAGGAAAAAUAGAUCCGACAAUAUUUGAUAAUAUAUUUAAUAAUAUAUUCGUCAAAAAUUGUUCAAAAUUUAUUACAAUUUUAGCAUUUUGGUUAGCAAAAAUCAUUCUUAUUUCGGAUCUGGUAACAUUUCUUCUUAUCGAUGGUUCGAUGUGAAUUCCGUCUUGUCAUUUUACUGUCAGCUUUCUCAUUGGAAAACAGAUAAAAUUUUGAUCCGAGAAAAUCAUUGUAAAUUUCCAUUAUUUUGGUGAAAUACCGGCAGUGCUUUGUUCCGGAGGUUUGCUCCGUCCCUCAGGUAUGUAGAUUUCUAUUAGUAUUUCCAUUUUAUAUGAAAAUUCGGUCUCGCCAGAUUUCACAUGGAAUUCCUCUUUGUUAUAGGAAUGGAUUAGGGGCGAAAAUAAUGCCGCCACGGCAAACCCCGGCAACCUAAUGAAGGGCUAACAUAAGGGGCGUGUUAGCCCUUAUAACCCUUAUAAUCCUUUUAAUUUAAAAAAAAGAACCUUCGUCUCCUCCAUUUUCCCGCCGCUAUGCGCCGGUUAUGAGAUCGCGGCGAGUGAGCUCAUGAUGCUUUUCUAACCUCCGUACCCCACGUGCUCGCCCGGGUCGGCGAUGACGGAACAGCUCUAACCGCCUACACCUGCGGGAACGCUGAUGACAUCCUUUCCGGGCUCUACGAUCUUUGACUCCGCGCAGUGGAGCUCGUGCCGCGUGAGGACCUCUGCCCAAGGCAUCCCGCGGGUAUUAUGUAGUGCCCACCCACAGGUCGGUGACCCUUCUUUAUUCAAUGUGUCUCAAAAACCUUAUUAGAUUUAUUUAGCUCAAAUUUAGAUACCACCUUCUGUGGGGCUGCAAAACCAAUAACUUGUCAACCUAAUUGUAACCCGCCUCCUCGAUACAAUAUAAUUUAUAAGGCAAUAAGUUUGUUUCCUUUCUCUCCUAGCCCUCCCUAGUAUUAAAAGACUAUUUUGCUCAUACGAGGUAUCUGGUCAUUUAAUCUGUUUCUGUGCUUUCUGCCAGGCGCCCGAACCUUUAGUUAAGACUUAAUUUCUUUCUUUUUGUACUCUGGUAGGGUCUUUACCCCCUCCAUAAUUUAGUUGUUCAAAGAACUUCUUUAGGCAGAAGGUACAGACAGAAUGAUUUGUUGGAAAAAGUGGCUUGGCGGCCGCUCACUGAGCCUCAAUCAGAUUUACAUAGGGUAAGCCAAUAAGGGACGUUACAUAUUUGGCGCCCGAACAGGGACUUGACUUUUUCUUGCUUUUUCAAACUUAUUGCCUUAGCGGGAAUUUAAUUUUCAUUAGAAUAUUGUACCUUUGAAUUUAAGUUUGAGACACCUGUGGUAUAUUGUUUAUUGUAUUGUUUAAUACUGUGUUUAUCUUUCUUGAAUUCCUGUGUGUGUUCCACAGCUUGUUUUGUAAAAAUCUUCCACUUAAAAACUAAAGUUUUACAUACAGUGAUAUAAAAAAUAGUUAAUCAUUUGCAAUUAAAAUAAACUUAGUGACUAGGUAUAAUACCUACUUCAGGUCAACAACUUUUUUAUAUACAGGGUGGUACUCGUUUAAGAAUAUACAGGGUGAGAUUGAAAUUGAGAUUGAUAGUAAUUAAAUUAAAUUAAAUUUUGAACUUAGAAUAUUUUGGCAACUGUGACCUUUGGUUAUACAGGGUGGUUUAAAUUUUUGUGAAGGUUUUAAAAAAAUUUUUUCGACUUAGAAACUUUAAUUGAAUUUUAAAUUCGGAUUUAUUUUGGAGGAACUUUUAGAUUUUUAACUUUGAACUUUGUCUUGUUGUACAUCCACGUAGUCGGUUUGAUUUAAUUUCAAGAUGUCGGUCAAUGGGGAUCGAGAACCUGAGACUGCCCCAGGGGUUUCUCAUCCUUCAAUGGAGUCGAUGACUACCGGUGAACGACACAUUAGUGGUGCGGGUGACCAAUUUCAAUUUUUACCAUCUCAGGGAGAUUUAAUAACACUCUCCGGAUACCCUGAUGCUGGUCACAACAGCACGGACACCAGUGCGCAGCGACUUCCAACUGCACUCAACUUACCUCCUGUUAACCAGACUAUGUUGAUGGACAAUAGAAUAAACCAUACUUAUACCAAACAGCCUGACCUUACAAAAUGUAAAAUUAAUUACAAUGGUAGGACUUGCGUGCGUGAGUUUCUGACUCAAGUUGAAGAACUUCAGUAUGCUCGGAGAAUCGAUGAGGCUUAUUUAGUGAGAGCAUUUCCGUGUUUACUAUCAGACUCUGCUUUGAAAUGGUUCCGUACUGUUCGACACCGGGUAACUACCUGGUAUGAAUUAAAGCUCGCGUUACUACGCCGGUUUGAUAAAAAUGAUUUUGAUUAUCAGCUUGAGUAUCAACUUCGCACACGUAAGCAGAGACCUAAAGAGUCACUUUCGGAUUUUAUUAUUGAUCUCAUGGAUAUGAAUGGGCAACUCACCUUCCCAUUAACUGAAACUGUAUUGUUAGGUAUAUUUAGACAUAACAUGUUACCGUCUUUAAUGGUACACUUUGUUGGUAAAACCACUUAUGAUAUGGAUGUUAUUGUGCGGCUUAGUAAGGAAAUUGAUGCGUAUACUAUGACUGUACCUUCACAGCAUCAAAGUACGUCUAACUCUAAUUUGGACAAGCCUACUAGAAAAUACAAUCCCAUAGACGUUGUUAAACCCUUAACCUGUUUGAAAUGUGAAAAGAAUGGUCACCACUAUAGGGAUUGUAAAACAAUAAGAGGCACUAUUUGCUUUAAGUGUAAAAAAAGGGACGUCACCACCCUAACCUGUGAUAUAUGUAAGUCGGGCACAACUGAACCGACGAAGGUAGCGUCUCCAAAAAACGAGUAGACGGCGGUCGAACACCAUUUCGUUCCGAAGUGAGGCGUGUUUCGGCCGGCCGUGAUAACAAUUCCAUUCCCAGUUUAAAACCCUCCUCGGAUGUUAUUAAGUCAGAACUUCAAAAGUGUUUAGAUUUCAUUAGAGUUUAUUCCGGCCUACAUAGGAUAGCGCCUAUGUUGUUUGUAAA
Cydia amplana is the source of this 3297-nucleotide messenger RNA. RefSeq lists its product as uncharacterized. The record is from RefSeq and is a predicted model, not a curated record. Gene Ontology annotation, molecular function: nucleic acid binding; zinc ion binding. The transcript has 2 exons. NCBI's taxonomy places the organism in Eukaryota, Metazoa, Arthropoda, Insecta, Lepidoptera, Tortricidae. Bases 2103 to 3119 code for a protein of 338 amino acids.